CCAAGGCAACAAGAAAACUCGCGGGUCUAUAUCAAUGUCAGCCGGGCAACCGAGUCGAUCUAGCAAAUUCUGCCGGAAGAUCGAUUAUUUACGUGCCCGCCGUCUUUUCCUGCAUCAUGCUGGCGAGGAAAGAAGAAGUUGGGUCAAGCAAGGCGCAGGGAGUAGCCGGCGCCGCUUCCUCAGCCGCCGCCGCCAACCAUGAUGUGGCAGUCUCCGAAUUCGUCGCCCGCUUUGCUUCUGCAGGCGAGGCAGCGAGGAAGCGACUGGACCGAAUGAACGAGAAGCUGAAGAAGUUGGAGACGCAGAUGGAGGCGCUAGAGGCGGAGAUGAGCAGAGCAAGUGGAUUCUCCCAAUGGGACUGACUACGAGAUCGCAUUUUUUCCCCCCUUUGCUGUGUGAGUGAGUCAGCGCGCGUCGGAGGUCAACGGCGGCGGCAGCAGAUGCCGGAGAACGAUGUCCGGUGCGGGUUUGAAGAAACACGACGACCAGUGCAUUUAACCAUUUUACUUGUCCUAUUUUAUUAUUAAUCAAUAAUUAAUAUUCUAUAGACAAAAAGAAAUAUUUGUAAAAAUAAUAAUAAAGCUGAACACGCUGUCAUUCUAUAAUGAAUGAUGCACGUGCCCACUGCUAUUACUUUUCAGUGACAAUGAAUA
This is a messenger RNA of Zingiber officinale, 653 nucleotides long. RefSeq lists its product as uncharacterized. The transcript has 2 exons. The coding region runs from base 117 to 362 and encodes 81 amino acids. Lineage: Eukaryota; Viridiplantae; Streptophyta; Magnoliopsida; Zingiberales; Zingiberaceae. The record is from RefSeq and is a predicted model, not a curated record.